AUGGGAAACGUUCUAAAGCCUCACACAGAAGAUCCUCUUUCAUUUACUUACGAGCCUCUCCUCAGCUCACCAAACAACGAGGAUCUGAGAGUCUUCAGCGUCACGGAACUGAAGAAAGCAACGAAUAACUUCAGAAAAGGCAGGGUCGUAAACGAAGAGGAUGGCUCUAUUCGAACAUUCUACAAGGGCUCCAUCGAAGACACCUCAUCAAGAACUAAAGCAAGAAUCUCUGUCAUGGAAUGUCUUCAAGAUAGUUUAGAGGCUAUAGAAGCAUGGAAGGGACAGGUGGAGUCUCUAGGAAAACAUUCUCAUCCAAACUUGGUCAAGUUUUUGGGCUAUUGUUGCGAAGAUAGAAAAUCACUAUUGGUGUUUGAAUACUUGCACAAAGGAACUUUGGAUCAUCACAUUCAUGGAAAGAAAGAGAUGUUGUCAUGGGCAACACGGGUUAAGAUAGCCAUUGGAACAGCUCAAGGUCUCGCAUUUCUCCACUCAAUCAAUAACUCUUCGCUAUACUUUGAACUCAGAUUACACAACAUUAUGCUUGACGAGGAAUACAACGCAAAACUGUUUUACCUUGAAACAAAAAAAAAUUAUCUGGAAAGACCAAGGAGGCUUGAUAAAGGACUUGCAUACAUGCCUCUUGAAUGUCUGAUGUCAGGUUCGUUUCAAAUGGAUACAGAUGUUUUUGCAUUUGGUGUGAUCUUGCUUGAGCUUUUUACUGGUUUGAAGACUAAAAGGUUAUUAGAAGUUAGGAAAACUAGACCUUUAUUGUUUACGGAAAAACUUGACCCACGACUUGGGAGCGAUUAUCCUGUGACUGCGGCUAUGGAGAUGAGUACACUCAUUGAAAGAUGCACCGGGGACAAGGGUACACGACCGUCCAUGCAACAAGUUUUAGAUGUUCUGAACUCUAUUACAGAGAUUAACUAG
Molecule: messenger RNA, 930 nt
Organism: Eruca vesicaria subsp. sativa (arugula)
Lineage: Eukaryota; Viridiplantae; Streptophyta; Magnoliopsida; Brassicales; Brassicaceae
Source: the annotation of a GenBank genome assembly